GCCCUGCAGACGCGCUGAUAUCACGCCGUUGCGUAAUUUAACAAGCCAGUGCAAACCAGAGGAGGAUGAGCGUUUGACAGCUUGUUGCGAGGGAUUGUUUUCGAUGCAAACAUAGUCCAUAUGUGCUGAAAUCAUUGAGAGAUCUUUUUAUUUUUUAAUCUGUCUUCCAUAUUAAUGGCCGCAGCCGUGACCAAUUCGUUUUGGGUUGCUCCGGGGCAGGACGCGCAGUUUGUCCAUAAAACCCACCCAGCGGCGCCGCUGACAUCAUCCGACGGUUUUAGGGGUGAGGAUCAUGGACAAGUGCUUUGUAACGUCGUCCCGGGAAUAUCAUCCUUCCCGGAUUAUAAUCUGGUUAAAGCCGAGAUGGAUGCCUACAUACAUCAGGAUACAGUAGAUACCAAAAUGUUUGACAAGGAUGGUGCCUCUAUGCUGGAGCCAUCAUUUAUUGAGGACUUCGCCACUUCUUACAGCGUCAACAUGAGCCUGUUCCUCCCUGAUGCAUCCUACCUGCACCCUGGCCUAUGCCGGACUGUGAAGCAAGUCAAAAUGGAGCCACAGCCCUCCCUGAUACACGCCACCUGCCAGGGCAAUGAAGCACCAGCAAUGCUGCCAGAGUACUCAGGAAUGUAUAAAGCAGUUGACAGUCCAGGUAAUUUUUUCAUCAAGCAGGAAGCACCAGAAUUCCAAGAGAUUCCCCAGUUUCAGAUGCUGAACACUGAUUUAGAGCAGGACUCUUUCCCCAUCACACAACUAAGUCUUCCAGUGAGGAAUCUAAACGUAAGAGAACUAUCCAGCAGUUCACUGACUGUGACUGAGUGUUUUCCAUUUAAUCAUCACUCUGGCCAUCAGUUUAGGUCAAAUUAUUUGCCCCCAUCUCCGCCAACUUCUAAGCCUCCAAGUCCAGACGUAAACAAGGAGCUCCUUCAUAACAUCUCCCCUCCUCCUUCCUAUGAGGCCAGCAUUGCCUCCAAGACAACACUUCAGACCCACAGUUCCACUGGAUCCAGACAGACUUCCGGCAAUUCUUUGAGUAAGAACCUCGACCAAAAUUACACUCCUAAAUUCAGCCGUAGUCCGGUUGUUGGAGCGGUUCAAAACUUGAGCCUGGCACCAGCUAACACAGCUCCAUGUGUUGGCCCACUGUCUCCAGAGUUGGCCCAGUCUGCUCCGGUCAAGUACAACCGGAGGAAUAACCCUGAUCUGGAAAGGCGCAGGAUACACCACUGUAAUGUUGAAGGUUGCAAGAAAGUAUACACAAAGUCUUCUCAUUUAAAGGCUCAUCUACGGACCCACACAGGUGAGAAGCCGUACCAGUGUUCCUGGGAGGGAUGCGAGUGGCGCUUCGCACGCUCUGAUGAGUUGACACGACACUUCAGGAAGCACACCGGGGUGAAGCCUUUCCAGUGCGGCGUGUGCAGCCGCUGCUUCUCACGUUCGGACCACCUGGCCCUGCACACAAAGAGACACCAGAGCCACGGAGCCCCUUAGCUGCAACCUCAUGGCUUCUACCAAACGUGGGGGAAAAUGGAGUAAAAAAAGACAGCAGUUUAUUCUAUUUACUCUCAAUAGAGACAAUUUGAUGUUCUGAUCUGACACUAUUUGACUUUUUUUCUAAGUGUCAAAUCAGGUUGUUGCCUUACUACAAAUAUCUCAUCAAUGGAAGACUUAUCAGUUAAAACUAUUUAACCAGUUGUGUCCUUUUGAAAGCUUUAUUUUGUUAAUGCACAGAUAUGAACAGGUGACAUUUUUAUAUCUGGACUGUUCAUGGUGAAGAUCAUUUUAGCUUUUUGCUAAAUUAGUUAUGGUUUUAUGUCUGUGACCUAUGGAGAGUAUUGGCAGUUAAGGAAAGCUGGACACGCUGGAUGAAACACUUUGGUGUAGAGCACAGUUUUGUCAUGCAGUCUGUGCAUAGUCAUAUUUUGACUUUAAUGCUGCCAGGUUCACAGGAAGAUUUUUUUUUCCUUAUUCAAAGGAUAAUGUUUGGUGUUAAAUGACAAUAGAUAAGAUUUUUUUUCUCCUUUUUUUGUCAUACACUGUGUCACCAAAACAUUUUAAUGUAAAACAAAGAUAACCUGAGUAAAUAUAGUCUUUGAAACGAUGA
Cyprinodon tularosa is the source of this 2101-nucleotide messenger RNA. RefSeq names its product Kruppel-like factor 5b (gene klf5b). Bases 175 to 1488 code for a protein of 437 amino acids. Lineage: Eukaryota; Metazoa; Chordata; Actinopteri; Cyprinodontiformes; Cyprinodontidae. Gene Ontology annotation, biological process: regulation of transcription by RNA polymerase II. Gene Ontology annotation, molecular function: DNA-binding transcription factor activity, RNA polymerase II-specific; RNA polymerase II cis-regulatory region sequence-specific DNA binding. The record is from RefSeq and is a predicted model, not a curated record. The transcript has 4 exons.